Vicia faba (fava bean) is the source of this 444-nucleotide messenger RNA. The record is from the annotation of a GenBank genome assembly. NCBI's taxonomy places the organism in Eukaryota, Viridiplantae, Streptophyta, Magnoliopsida, Fabales, Fabaceae.
AUGGUGCACCCUGAUACAUUUUUUAAAACUAAUAUGUAUGUAGAUGUUAAACAAGAUGAAGUAGAAGAUGAUGUUAAACUGGGUGAUAUCGAAGAUGAUGUUAAACCGGUUGAUGUUGAGGUAGAUGUUAAGCCGAUUGUUGUUGUUGAGAAAUUCGUGAGAUGCGACAAGAUUCCUCCGCCAAUCCUUCCGUUUUCCGCUGUUCGAACUCCUCCUUCCGCCGACAACCUCUUUGCGUGCUGCACAACCGCUACGGUCUCCGACCCCAGCCUCCGCUUCCGAUCCUUCCGCUUUAGAACUCAAACCCACCGCGACCGCUGCUCCACGGACAUCUCCUUCACUCGUCGCCCUGUAACUUGCCGGAAACCAUUCAUUCGCGACACCAAUAAUAGAGCCAGCCGCUGUGUAGCUCGCUGCCACCCACUAAGAUCUUGCCUCAGGUAA